UCUAAUGGAAGCAGCGACUUAUUCGUUACCUCCUUCCAUUGAACCUAUCGUCGUUUUCAACGAUCAAUCAUCUCGUUUCUUCUGGAUAUACCCGUCGUUGAAAGUUGAAACCCUAAAAGGUUCCAGUUCUUCAUCUCAAUUCCAGUAUUCAUACUUUCACGUGGUUUUUAAGGUUAGGGUUUCGUCUAAACCUGAAAUCUUAGAUUCAAAAUUCGUGUUUCUGUAUCUCUGUAUCUCUGUAUCUGUAUGUGUUGAGUGUUUUUCUGUUUCUGAAAAAAAAAAUUAUGGAGUUCAAUGUAUCGGAUGAGUUUUUGGGGACGGUGGCUCCGUUAGUGGUGUAUUGGUUGUAUUCUGGAUUUUACGUGUUGGUUGGAUCGGGAGAGAAGUAUCGAUUGCAUUCGAAAAAAGAUGAAGAAGAUAAGAAUUUGGUUUCGAAGACGACUGUUGUCAAAGGUGUUCUUCUCCAACAGGCUAUUCAAGCUGUCGUCGCCAUUAUUCUUUUCACAGUUACUGGAAGCGAUGAAGAUUCUACCACCACCAAAACCCACUCACUCUUUGAUCUCGCAAGACAAUUCUUCACAGCAAUGGUGGUAAUCGACACCUGGCAAUACUUCAUGCAUCGAUACAUGCAUCAAAACAAGUUUCUAUAUCGCCAUAUCCACUCCCUUCAUCAUCGCCUCAUUGUUCCAUACGCAUUUGGAGCUCUUUACAAUCAUCCAGUCGAAGGUCUUCUACUGGACACCAUUGGUGGAGCACUUGCUUUCCUCAUAUCAGGCAUGUCCCCUCGAGCUUCCAUCUUCUUUUUCUCAUUUGCCACAAUCAAAACAGUUGAUGAUCAUUGUGGAUUAUGGCUUCCUGGGAAUCUUUUCCAUGUGUUUUUUUGGAAUAAUUCUGCUUACCAUGAUGUUCAUCAUCAACUUUAUGGGACAAAAUAUAACUACUCACAGCCUUUCUUUGUUGUUUGGGAUAAAAUAUUUGGGACUUAUAUGCCUUAUUCACUUGAAAAGAGAGAGAAUGGUGGGUUUGAAGUAAGACCUGUAAAAGAUGUCAAGGAUGAAUGAUUCUUUUCUAUGGUUAAUAGAUUAUAUAUGUAUCACUAUGUUUGCAUUCACUGUUUAAAUGUUUAAGUAUAUUUAUCUUGUCAUCAUAAGUGUCCAAUAUAUAUAGUGUCUACCAAUUUUGUAAAAUAUUGGGAUUACAAUCUUCUUUAUUCUUUUUUGUGUAUUGUAACCAAUGUUUCAUUUAUGUUGAUGUUUGUAAACUUAUUGAUAGAUAAAGGGAGUUUUUAAACAUA
Messenger RNA from Lactuca sativa (garden lettuce), 1294 nucleotides. It is a transcript of the gene SBH2, whose product is annotated as sphingoid base hydroxylase 2. The record is from RefSeq and is a predicted model, not a curated record. Gene Ontology annotation, biological process: lipid biosynthetic process. Gene Ontology annotation, molecular function: oxidoreductase activity; iron ion binding. Lineage: Eukaryota; Viridiplantae; Streptophyta; Magnoliopsida; Asterales; Asteraceae.